Vombatus ursinus (common wombat) is the source of this 5127-nucleotide messenger RNA. It is a transcript of the gene MINK1, whose product is annotated as misshapen like kinase 1. The record is from RefSeq and is a predicted model, not a curated record. Gene Ontology annotation, molecular function: protein kinase activity; ATP binding. Lineage: Eukaryota; Metazoa; Chordata; Mammalia; Diprotodontia; Vombatidae. Gene Ontology annotation, biological process: protein phosphorylation. The coding region runs from base 310 to 4254 and encodes 1314 amino acids. The transcript is spliced from 32 exons.
AACGCGUGCGCAGUAGAGUUCAGGGGCUCCGGGUUGCUAGUUCAGAACUUGAGCUCCUGUCAGUCAGUCAAUCGGAAAGGAUCCUGUCGGUUAACUUAUCUGCAUCGCGUUCCCCAGCCCCGUCUUUCCAGGGAAGGGAAGGGGAGGCGAAGCGGAGCCCCGAUCCCCUCUUCUCCCCCAAUGGGGCAGAAACGACAACGGCAGCGCAAUAAGGGAGCCGGAGCCUGAGCCUGAGUGACCCCGCGUCCCUCCUGGGCCCGCCCAGUCUGAGCCUCUAGGCUCCGGCUCCGGCCCGGCCCGGCCGCCGCCAUGGGAGACCCCGCCCCAGCCCGAAGCCUGGACGACAUCGACCUGUCCGCCCUGCGGGAUCCUGCAGGGAUCUUUGAGCUGGUAGAAGUGGUCGGCAAUGGUACCUAUGGACAAGUGUAUAAGGGUCGACAUGUGAAGACAGGGCAGCUGGCUGCCAUCAAGGUCAUGGAUGUCACAGAGGAUGAAGAGGAAGAGAUCAAACAAGAAAUCAAUAUGCUGAAAAAAUAUUCCCACCACCGCAACAUUGCAACAUACUAUGGAGCCUUUGUCAAAAAAAGCCCCCCGGGAAAUGAUGACCAGCUCUGGCUGGUCAUGGAGUUCUGUGGUGCUGGUUCUGUGACAGAUCUGGUGAAGAACACUAAAGGAAAUGCUCUGAAGGAAGAUUGUAUCGCCUACAUUUGCAGGGAGAUCCUCAGGGGGCUGGCCCACCUCCAUGCCCACAAAGUGAUCCAUCGAGAUAUCAAAGGCCAAAAUGUGCUGCUGACAGAGAAUGCGGAGGUUAAGCUAGUGGACUUUGGGGUGAGUGCCCAGCUGGAUCGAACAGUGGGCAGGCGGAAUACAUUCAUUGGUACCCCCUACUGGAUGGCCCCAGAGGUUAUCGCCUGUGAUGAGAAUCCUGAUGCCACCUAUGACUACAGGAGUGACAUAUGGUCUCUAGGAAUCACAGCUAUUGAGAUGGCAGAGGGAGCCCCCCCUCUAUGUGACAUGCACCCCAUGCGUGCCCUCUUCCUCAUCCCACGGAACCCCCCGCCGAAGCUGAAGUCUAAGAAAUGGUCUAAGAAAUUCAUUGACUUCAUUGAUACAUGUCUCAUCAAAACAUACCUGAGCCGCCCACCCACUGAGCAGCUUCUCAAAUUCCCUUUCAUCCGAGACCAGCCCACAGAGCGACAGGUCCGAAUUCAGCUUAAGGACCACAUUGACCGUUCUCGAAAGAAAAGGGGCGAGAAGGAGGAGACAGAAUAUGAGUACAGUGGCAGCGAAGAGGAAGAUGACAGCCACGGAGAGGAAGGAGAACCAAGCUCAAUCAUGAAUGUGCCUGGUGAAUCAACGCUUCGACGAGAAUUCCUUCGUCUUCAGCAGGAAAACAAGAGCAACUCAGAGGCCCUGAAACAGCAGCAGCAGCAGCAGCAGCAGCAGCAGCAGCUACAGCGUGACCCAGAAGCUCACAUCAAGCACCUCCUCCACCAAAGGCAACAGCGGAUUGAGGAGCAGAAGGAAGAGCGUCGGCGUGUUGAGGAGGUUGGGGCCGAGCCCUGGGAUGGAAGAACCAGUGGAGUGACGCAACAACGUCGAGAUCGGGAGCAGCGAAAGCUGCAGGAGAAGAAGGAGCAGCAGCGACUAGAGGACAUGCAAGCCCUUCGAAGGGAGGAGGAACGCCGUCAAGCGGAGCGAGAACAGGAAUACAAGCGAAAACAGCUGGAGGAACAGCGACAGUCAGAGCGGCUUCAGAGGCAGCUGCAGCAGGAGCAUGCCUAUCUCAAGUCCCUGCAGCAGCAACAGCUCCAGAAGCAGCAGCAGCCACCGGCACCAGGAGACAAAAAACCCCUGUACCACUAUAGCCGGGGUGCUAACCCUGCUGACAAGCCAGCUUGGGCCCGAGAGGUAGAGGAGAGGACAAGAAUGAACAAACAACAGAAUUCACCCCUGGCCAAGCCUAAGCCAAACAGCACAGGACCAGAUCCCAGUCCCCCACAAGCCCCUGUUGGGCCUUCUGGCCCCCUUUCCCCAACCCCACCUAUGCAGAGGCCUGUGGAGCCCCAGGAAGGACCACACAAAAGCCUCGUUGCGCAUCGGGUCCCACUGAAGCCAUAUGCAGCACCUGUGCCCCGUUCUCAAUCCCUACAAGAUCAACCCACUAGAAACCUGGCUGCCUUCCCUGCUGCUCAUGACCCUGACCCCACUGCCCCCCCACCCACAGCUACUCCCGCCUCUCGUGGAGCCAUCAUCCGACAAAAUUCAGACCCCACUUCUGAGGGUCCUGGCCCCACACCAGCCCCCCCACCUUGGAAUCGAGCAGACAGUGAGGCCCCACCUAAGGUUCCCCAGAGGACCUCAUCCAUUGCCGUUGCCCUUAACACCAGUGGAGCUGGAAGUUCCCGGCCAGCACAACCUGUCUGUGCCAGUAACCCAGACCUUCGAAGGAGUGAGCCAGGCUGGGAACGUGGAGACAGCAUCCUUCAGUCCCAUGGCCACUUGCCACAGGCUGGCUCACUAGAACGUAACCGAGUAGGAGCAUCCUCCAAGCUGGACAAUUCUCCCAUCCUGUCCCCAGGGAACAAAGUCAGACCUGAUGACCAUCGCUCUAGGCCUGGCCGGCCUGCAAGCUAUAAGCGAGCAAUCGGCGAGGACUUUGUGCUGCUAAAGGAGCGAAUGGCAGAUGAGGCCCCCCGGCCUCCCAAGAAAGCCAUGGACUACUCAUCUUCUAGUGAGGAGGUGGAGAGCAGUGAUGAUGAUGAAGAGGAAGAAGGAGAUGGGGACCACUCUGAGGAGAGCAGGGACACUCCCGGAAUUCGUGAUGGAGACACGGAUAGUAUCAGUACCAUGGUUGUCCAUGAUGUUGAGGAAUUGUCUGGGGCCCAGACCCCCUAUGGAGGAGGCACCAUGGUGGUCCAGCGGACUCCUGAGGAGGAGCGGGGACUACUACAUAGUGACAGCAAUGGCUACACUAACCUGCCUGAUGUGGUCCAGCCCAGCCAUUCACCCACUGAGAGUGGCAAAGGCCAGGGCUCCCCAGCUAAAGAUGGAAGCAGUGAUUACCAAUCUCGUGGCUUGGUGAAGGCCCCAGGCAAGAGCUCCUUCACUAUGUUUGUGGAUCUGGGAAUUUACCAGCCAGGAGGCAGUGGGGACACUAUCCCCAUUACCGCCCUGGUGGGUAGAGAGGGUGGGCGGCUGGAACAGUUGCAGUAUGAGGUUCGAAAAGGCUCUGUGGUCAAUGUGAACCCCACUAAUACUCGACCCCACAGUGACACCCCUGAAAUUCGAAAGUAUAAGAAACGAUUUAACUCAGAGAUCCUCUGUGCUGCCCUGUGGGGUGUGAACCUGCUGGUAGGCACAGAGAAUGGAUUGAUGUUGCUGGAUCGAAGUGGGCAGGGGAAAGUAUAUGGGCUCAUCGGACGGAGACGUUUCCAGCAAAUGGAUGUCCUGGAAGGACUUAACCUGCUCAUCACCAUCUCAGGGAAAAGGAAUAAGCUUCGAGUUUACUACCUAUCCUGGCUCCGGAACAAGAUCUUACACAAUGACCCAGAGGUGGAGAAGAAACAGGGAUGGACUACUGUGGGGGACAUGGAGGGCUGUGGGCACUACCGAGUUGUGAAAUACGAACGCAUUAAGUUCCUGGUAAUUGCCCUGAAGAACUCAGUGGAGGUGUAUGCUUGGGCCCCCAAGCCCUACCAUAAAUUCAUGGCUUUCAAGUCCUUUGCUGACCUCCCUCACCGGCCACUGCUGGUUGACCUGACGGUGGAGGAGGGGCAGCGGCUCAAGGUCAUCUAUGGCUCUAGUGCUGGCUUCCAUGCUGUUGAUGUGGACUCAGGGAACAGCUAUGAUAUCUACAUCCCAGUGCAUAUCCAGAGCCAGAUAACCCCUCAUGCCAUCAUCUUCCUUCCAAAUGCUGAAGGCAUGGAGAUGCUUCUUUGCUAUGAGGAUGAGGGUGUGUAUGUUAAUACCUAUGGCCGGAUCAUCAAGGAUGUGGUGUUGCAGUGGGGAGAGAUGCCUACCUCUGUAGCCUACAUCUGCUCCAACCAGAUCAUGGGCUGGGGUGAGAAGGCCAUUGAGAUCCGCUCCGUGGAAACAGGGCACUUGGAUGGAGUCUUCAUGCACAAGCGAGCACAGAGACUCAAAUUCCUUUGUGAGAGGAAUGACAAGGUGUUCUUUGCCUCAGUUCGAUCUGGAGGUAGCAGCCAAGUUUACUUCAUGACUCUGAACCGUAACUGCAUCAUGAACUGGUGAUGGGGACCCCAGGCUGAGUAGGGGUAGGUGGGGUAUAUAUCCAUACUGGACAUAUAACCCACAUCUCACCCCCCUUGCCCCCAACAACAACAAAAAUCCAGGCUUCCCAGGCCGCUCCCUCCCUACCCUCCCUGGGCUUUUGCUUUUUUUAGUUUGAUUCACUGGAGCCUGCUGGAAACGUGACCUAUGACCCCUGAAGCUUUUUGUGAUCACGUGACCUCCCUUUUCCUGCUCUCUCAAAAUGUUUUCUCUUAAAAAACUGUGCCUCCCCACCCCCCACCUGUGGGUAGAGGUACAGCUCCCUCCCACCAGAAAUUAUUUGGGAACCAACCCCUUUCCCCCCUCUUUCUCCCCCCCCCAAAGAGGAAAGUGCUUGGGGAUGCCUCCCUUCAUUCUACUGCUGCUGUCUAGGGCAGAGUCGCAGGGCCCCUUUUUUUGCACGCCAGGGGGACUGACUCCCCCAAUGAAUGUACCAGACCCUGGGGGGGGUGGCAUAGAGACAGGGGUCACCAGUCACUCCAGGGGAAGGGGGGAGAUGGUCCGUGGAGACCAUUUCCUCAUCACUCUCUGAAAGCACUUUAAUCAUCUCCCCCCCACCUCCAGGGAAUGGGGAGGGGGGCUGCCAGCCAAAAUAUUCCUCCCCCUUUCCAAUAUUAUCCCUCCUUUCCUCUCCUCCAAUGCUCUUCCUUGAUGGGGGGGGCCAUGGGGCUAGCUACUGCUCUCAUCUAACCCACCAUCCCCACCUUGCUUGCAUUUGUAUAUAGUGUGAGCAGCAAGUAGCCCCCUUCACCCUAUUCCCUGCCCCCAAUCUCAAUGUAGUGGCCUUGGAAACCUCAUUUGUUAAUAAAGACAGAAUUCAACCAGCUUCUCCUA